This is a messenger RNA of Bradysia coprophila, 7200 nucleotides long. RefSeq names its product maternal gene required for meiosis (gene mamo). Gene Ontology annotation, molecular function: protein binding. Gene Ontology annotation, cellular component: nucleus. The record is from RefSeq and is a predicted model, not a curated record. Lineage: Eukaryota; Metazoa; Arthropoda; Insecta; Diptera; Sciaridae. Gene Ontology annotation, biological process: regulation of transcription by RNA polymerase II.
AGUAGUUUGUUAGAAACGCAACGCUGCGUUCUAAGUACGAACGUCAGUUCGAUACAAGUCGCUGCUCGGCCGCAUUGUAAAGUGCAGCGGGUAUUCUGCCACUGAGCUUUUUCAAAAUUUUUCUAUAUAAGUUAUCUGUUUUUCCAUGUUAAAAAGUUUCAAACAAAAAUAAUAUUUGAAAAUAAUAAUAAAAAAAAUUUAAAAUAAUUGUCUUUGGCAACAAAUUGAGAUAAAAAAAAAAUUAAAUAAAAAAUAACUAAGAAUUAAAAUAGAAAAAAAAAGAAAAGAAAAUAGAUUCAGCUUUCGGAAAUAUGAACAAAAAUUUGUAAAAGUCGUGAUUUUUGAUUUUGGAAAAAUGUUUUUUAAAUAUACGCGCCGUUUUUUAGUUUUUCGUUUUGCUAUCAACCUAAAGUUUGUGAACUCGAAAAUUGUCUGAAAUUAUACCAAAUAAAAAGAGAAAAGAAAAAUAAAAACGGAAAUAUACUGUUUUUGUACGUUUUAAGGUGCUCGUUUAUGCAACUGAUGAACACUUAUAUAAAUAUGUGAGAAAGGCAUUCGAUCAUUAAAAAGUGAAAAACAGAAAAAAAAGAAAGAAAAGAAAAACUUUGAAAAAUCGAAAAUACUUUUUAAAUACAAGAAUAACAAGCAAUUACACAAUUAAACCGAAAAUUUACGCAAAAAUUGGACAAAAUUUAAAAAACAAAACAAAAAACAAUUUAAUAGAAAAACACAUGAAACAAAUUGUUUAAGCCGACCGAUUUUACGAGACGAACACUAUAAACAACAGAGCCGUCAUUGGGUUAACGGCAUAUUGCUUCAUUUAUGGAUAUCUGGACGGGUAACGCCCGGCUGGCGAACUUUCUUUGUUAAGCAGCGUAAGCUGUCACCGACAUGGGCAGUGAGCACUACUGCUUGAGGUGGAACAAUCAUCAAUCCAACCUGUUAGGGGUGUUUAGUCAAUUAUUGCAGGACGAGAGUCUGGUGGACGUUACGUUAGCUUGUUCAGAGGGCGCUUCCAUCAGAGCCCACAAGGUGGUCCUCUCGGCCUGUUCAUCCUAUUUCCAGAGCCUGUUCCUGGACCACCCUUCCCGUCAUCCAAUUGUGAUAUUAAAAGACGUUCGUUUCUCCGAACUUAGAACACUAGUUGAAUUCAUGUAUAAAGGCGAGGUUAACGUGCAAUACUGCCAAUUGUCUGCUUUGCUUAAAACAGCAGAGUCGUUGAAGGUUAAGGGUUUAGCGGAAAUGACAAAUCAAAGUACAGCUUUGCGAGAACCGGAAAGAGAGCAAGAUCGCUUAAGACCACCUACACAUCCCACCACAAUUAACUCAUCUGCAACAAAGACAGAAUCUUUAGAUGCCACAAAACGUUUGGAGGUAGACCGAAGUAGCCCUUCGCCGACAAGACUGCAAUCACCGCCAACUUCAUUAGCUUUUUAUCCACGAAAGAAUAACAGAGACUAUUCAGAACCACCUGCAACUACUACCAAUAACGAUCAUACGUCAAUUAUUGAAGAUGAACGAGAUCGUCCUCGGUCACCGGAAGACGACGCAAUGUCAAACGAUGUUGGUAUCAAUAUGACGAUCCACUCGAAUUCUGUUCCAUCGUCGGUGGUUGUACCUCACGUUAAUUCAGCUUCGUCAAUGAACACUGAUGGUCGGCCAUCAUCGAGGGGUACAACUGGUAUUAGUACCAGCACGACUUGUACACCUGCUAUAUUGGCACCGACAAGUAGUGGUAUAUCAAGUCCAAACAUCAAUGAACCUGUGGCUGGACCAUCAGGGCUGGCGCCAGUUCAAUCAGUACCAUUGUCCUUAAAAAAGGAAAUCGACUGGGAUCGUUCAGAUGAAAAAUCUAUUGGAGAAUAUUCAUCGGAAUAUCGUCAUCAACAUGAUUCGGUCGAUGAGCACAAUAUGCCCUUGUUCGGUGGAAUGAUGUCCGGCCAAAGUAUGCGUUGUCCAACACCUUUUGCCUUUCCAUUCAAUCCAUUAGGAUUAGCACUUUUCGAUACCGAUCCGUCCAGAAUUCUAUCGAUUUUACAUCAUCAAACUCUCUUAGCCGAAGAGGCGUUACGUUACCGUGGAAUUAUUCUAUCGCCCAAGGAUCAAAUGCGCUACAGCAAUCCAUUGGUAGAGAUGUUGUCUAAGGAGCAGGAAUUGCUGAACAAACGAGCCUCUCUGUUCAAAACCAAUUUCCGUCAGUCACUCUCAAUUCAAGAUUUGAUUUCAUCUCCCAAAGAAAUGACAACAGAAGAAACCUCAAAGAAACGUAGUUUCCAAAGCACAAACAAAACAGAUGAAACCGUCCAGAAAAUUGAUGAUGACACUGAUGACUGCGAACCACGAUCAUCGAAAAGUCCAUCCAAUGACUCGCUCUACAAAAGAGCCAGUUCGUUCUUUCGCGAUGGCCAUCGAUUCAAUCCACUCAGCAGCACCGAAACGUCUAGCAAAGAAAAAAGUCCAAGUUCUUCGACGUCCUCCACUCCACCACUCAUAAAACCAAUACCAGAAUCUGCACUGCUGCAGGAAACUAUUGAGGAGGAAACGAAGUGCGUCGUAUGCAAUGCAAUAUUUCCGUCGGUGUGGUUACUCGAACAGCAUGCGGCCUUGCAGCAUGCAAAUUUGGGUCCGGAAAUGGAAAAACCGUUUAUAUGCGAACAGUGUGGCCAAUCGUAUCGUUACCGGUCAGCGUAUGUGAAACAUCGCGAACAGAAUCAUCGUGCUCGUUUGCCGGCAGAUAAGCUAUUCACCUGCGAUGUUUGUGGCAUGCAGUUUCGCUAUUUGAAGUCAUUUAAGAAGCAUCGAUUGAACCAUGCUCUAGAACGGUUACAUGGAAAGAACGGCCGAAAUAUGCUGGAAACGAACAGUGAUCUAGUGACAAGUUCAAAUGAAACAAAUGAAGAAAUAGCCGAAUUGCAAUUUGCUAUCAAGACGGAAGAGGAUGAAGAGGACCAGGACGAUACAGUCGAUUCCCCAACCGGUGUAAAUUUCGAAAAUACCAAUGAUGAGACGGGUGUUAAGAUAUCCAGUUCUGAUAUGGAGAAACCAGCUGCAGGAUUGAAAGAUGUUCGAAAUUUCAUAUUGAAGCAACCAAGCUUCCUUCAACCCCAUGAGCCUGAGUCUUCCAUGCCAUCAACAUCCAUCAAUAGUUUGAUCAAUGCGGAACGUAUACCGAACGAGCAAGCUUUAGGACUGAAUCCACAAGAGGCAUCCAUUUUGAAUUUCCUAAGAGUUGAUGCGGCCGAAAAGCAGCGAGAUCGCAGAAAUCCCAGCAGAUUUGCUUGUCCGUUUUGUGGAAAAUGUGUUCGUUCGAAAGAAAAUCUGAAACUACACGUACGCAAGCAUACCGGCGAGCGUCCAUUCGUUUGCUUGUUUUGUGGACGUGCUUUUGGUGGAAAGUCAGAUCUAACUCGCCAUCUCCGAAUCCACACCGGUGAACGUCCGUAUCAUUGUGAAGCCUGUGGCAAAUGCUUUGCUCGUGCCGACUAUUUGUCGAAACAUUUAACAACGCAUGUGCAUAAUUCGCCCCGCUGAGAUGAGGGUCGGAGGCGACGGAUCCUCCACAAUAGAUAAUUUUGUUAAAGAAAAAAGUAAAUUGAUUUUUAACGGGAAAAUAAAUUAAUAUUUUCCAUUUGAAGGAAAGCAAUAAUGAUCUUGCGGAAAGGGUUUAUAGUUUCUGUUAAAAGACGACGAUGAGAAAUAAGAAUAAAACGGGGAGAUAAAAUGAAACGUGAACUGUUUCAGAUACAUUUUAGCUUUUUAAGUAUGAUAUUUUACUGGAAAAGAAAUCUAAAACGAAAAGUAAAAAUGUUUUUUAAAUUUAUUAAGACAAAUCUAAUUUACAACCGUGGUCCUUAAAUUAAAAAUGAAUAAAAGAAACUAUAGAAAAGAAAGAGAUAAAAACCAGAAGACAAAGAAUAAAAGAAGAAAAAACAAAUAAAAUUAUUUUUUUACCGAUAAAUACAACCGAUAAUACUAAAUAAUGAGAUAUAGUUUGGUUUCAACCAUAGUUUUCAGCAAUUAAUAUCUGUGAUUAUACAAAAGAACAACCGAUUUAUAUUAAGUGAAAAAAAAGAAAAUAGCCAAUUAGCAUAAUUCAUUAAAAUAAAACAAAAAAUAGCAACAAAUUCCAUUUAACAAAAAAGUAAAGAAAAUAAACUUAAUGAACAAUACAAUAAAUACUAAAUAAACAAACAACAAAAAAACCACUGAUCAACGAUUUUUUUACCAGAAAAACAAAGCAGAAUGCAAAAAACGAAUCAAUUUAAAUUAAAAUUAAAAACCUAAAAAAAAUUAAAAACAAAAAUGGACGACAAACCUAAUCACAAUUAAAAAUGAUACAAUUUUUCGGUGUUUAUAUCUAGUCGCAAUUUUGGCUUUCGAUGUGGCUUUCGUCUUUAAAAAAAAACACAUACACACAAAACACACACUCACACGUAACGAUAAAAGUGUACAUCAAUUUUUAAAAUGAAAUUAUAUUCAGCCUAAAUACAAUUCGAAAAGGGGAAGUAAAUGGAAAUAGGCGCACACACGUACAUUCUUUAACAUUACUCUAUCAGAAAAAAAACGUAAAAAAUUUUGAUUAAUAAAAACAAAACACUAAAAUGAAAACAUCGAAAUAUAAAUUUUGUGUAUUCAUUUGAUUUUUAAAUAGAUAUAAAUUGUACCUACUCUAAAUAAAAAUUAAAUUAAAAAAAAGUCUCACUGUGCCAAAAUAUAUGUACCUCAUAAAAUAUAUAAUUUAUUAAAAAAUAAUAAAAAAAAUAACAAAACAGAAGAUAUUAAUUCAAAAAUAAUUAAAAAACUAAAAAAAAAACAACAAAAUAGUCAAUCGAAAUUACAAUGAACAAAGAGUAAGUAAAAAAAUUACUAAAAACUAAAAAAAAAGAAAAUGAAAAAUUUUGAAAUUAUUGAUGUCACAACCUACCACGUAAAAUUUAAACAUUAUUUACUACUUUUGCUAUUUAAACAAAAACAAAAAAAUAUCCAAUGUUUUAGUCUGUAAGUUUUUAAAAAACAAAGCAAAAAAAAUUAUUCGUAAAACUCGAUGUUACUAAAGUGUGUUUUUGACAACAACAAAAAGAAAAAAUUAUCAACAUUUAUCGUGAGUAGAUUAAUUAUCGAACUAUCCAUUUAAAAACAAAAUUCCGGUAUGUUUAUGUUUUUGUUUGCAUUAUGGUGUUCCGAGAUAUUUAUGUAGACAAUAACUGGAGCGGUUAUUUCUAAAUUAAUUUUAAAAAAUUAAACGAAGCAUCGACGAUUUUAGUAAUUUCUUACCUUUCUCUGUGGAUAUUUUUAGAAUUAGUUCAAUUAAUACCAGGGAAGGAAUUUAAUAUUUCGUAUAAAUAUGAAUAAAAGUGUCUGAGGGCUGCAGCCCGUAGUACUUUUACUCAUCGUGAUACGAAAUAUCAAAUUAUUUCCCGAGUGUAGUAUGACGUUUUCCUUUACGAAGUAGGGGAAGACUUUUCCCUUGGGAGAGAAAGGUCACUUUCCCUCCCUAGUAAAAGAAAACUCUCCUUUCUCCGCUAGAUAUUAUUGUCUUGACAUAAUACCUACAAAUAGGCUGAAACACACUGUGGCAUUAUAGCAAAUUUUGAGUUGCAGUAUUGUCUAGUUUCCAUAGAAGUUUCUAAAGGUAAUAGUAGAUUCCAAAUGAAUAAAAGUAUCCGAGUGCUUCAGCUCGAGGUAUCUUUACUCAUUGUGAUACGAUAUAUCAAGUUACUUCACUGAUAUAGUAUGCUAUUUUACUUUACAAGGCACAGGGUUUUCACCUGCGAGGGAAAAGCCUCAUUACUUCACCAGUAAAGUAAAAUGAUUUUUCUCGUCUAGCUCAGUACAAACGGCAAACUGCCAAACGAUAUAUUACUACUGCCAUGAAAAGUAGAUUAUGCAUUUUAUGCAAAAUCUUGUGUAACCACCUCAGCUUCAUUUCAUCUCUUAUUUCUUUGGUCGUAAGAAAAUCGACCUCUCAGGCAGCUUCAAACAAUGUUGAAUUAACAUUCUGCAGAAAAUUCAUUUAUCAUUUUAUGCGAUCGCCACACGAUUACCAUUGAUGGCACAUAAGUACUUACAUUCGAGUUUUUUUUUUCUUAGUUUUGUUUUGUAUGUUAAGAUUGAAUAGUGGCUUACGAUAGCGAUUUAAAACAUAUGAUGUUAUGGUCAUGAAUUCUACAAAGAUGUCUCGGAAACCAUAAACGAUUCAGAAACCUUGCACCUGAUUGCGCAAAUUUUUGUAAAAUAUAAAAUACCCUCUAGCACCCACUGUUGUAUUUGAUGUAUGAAACACAUUUUUCAUUUAAAAAAAAAACGGAUAUUCCACCAAUGACAAAAAGAAUUUGUAAUUUUUUCGGAUGUGUUUUGUUUUUAGUUCUCUUAGAAGUACCACAAAACCUCAUUAUAAACCUUAUAUAAGCAGACUAUUAGAGACAAACAAGUAUCGUUUUUUCUGACUAUGGUUUUUUGUUUGACUAUAUAAAAGGGAUUGAAGCUUCGAGACUGAAAUCUGAUCUUCCUCUUUGUAGUGUAGGCUAAUAGUUAGGAAUCACACAAGUUAUUGAUUAUGGCUCAGGAAGAAAUUGAACUUUCGAGAAAGACGAGUCAUAAGGCGGAGUCCACUUCACAUCCUACUGUUCUCUGGAUUUUUACGUUUGUCUCGCUUUAUUAAUCGCGUAGCCGUUUUUUAGCCAUAUUAGCUCGAUUUAUUUGUUUCAUCCUUUUUCUUUCUUUUUUAAACAAGAAACCAUCUACAAAUAUAUGUCCACGGAAUAUCCAUUACUGGUGGGCACUAGACAGAAGUAUAAAAUCAAUAUCGUCCUUGACAUUUAUAUUGGAAAAGAAAAUUCUAUUAGGUACGAUCAUCAUAAAAUAUAAAAAUAUUUUCACUAAAAGUUAAAAUAAUUUCUGUCCAAAUUCCAAGCAAUUAAAAUUUUUUUAGAGAAAUAAAUUAUAUAAAUGAAACAAAUUGUACAAAUUUAAUGGAAAUGAAAAAAAAAAUAAGAAGAAGAAAAGGAAAAUGGAGCUGAAAAUUAAUGAGCGACCGGGUUUAUAGUAAAGAAUAAUGAAAUUGAAGAAAAUGAGUGGAACAUUUUUUUAUUAUUAUUUUAAAUAAACAAAUAAAAUAAGCAAUAAAUAUAUUGAUUGGAUGUAUUUUUCAGUUUGGAUACGGGAGAUGUUUUUUUUUAUCUAAAAAAAACAACAACAAAG